Brassica rapa (field mustard) is the source of this 1304-nucleotide messenger RNA. Its product is annotated as zinc-finger homeodomain protein 7. Gene Ontology annotation, molecular function: transcription cis-regulatory region binding; DNA-binding transcription factor activity. Gene Ontology annotation, biological process: regulation of developmental process; regulation of DNA-templated transcription. NCBI's taxonomy places the organism in Eukaryota, Viridiplantae, Streptophyta, Magnoliopsida, Brassicales, Brassicaceae. The record is from RefSeq and is a predicted model, not a curated record. Gene Ontology annotation, cellular component: nucleus.
UAGGGUUUUUGCAGACACACAUUAAUUAGUAACACCAAUAACAUCAUCACAAAAGAAAAUAGAGAAAAUAUAUAAAUGCAAUAAUGGGAGAUGGGCCAAAGUUGCAGGUGGUGGGAGAUAACAUAUGACAAUGUCUCCAAAUUAAGAGGCACCACCACACAUACACACUCUAUCUUUCUCUCUCUAGUAGUAGUAGGUUUGUGUUUUCUUUUAUAAAAUCGAUAUUUUCUUGGAUUUUCAUGUGAAAUUAAACUUGAUGGAUGAAAGGAAACAGAUGCACACACGUCACCACCACCACCACCAUUUCUAUUUCUCCCUCUUCUUCAAUAUCAAUCUCAUCUUGCACUCUAGUCUUUGCUGAAACAAGUCAGAUUUUUACAAUGGAGCAUGGAGGAAACUGCAAUGCAAUUACUUCCACAACAAUAACCUUAAAAGCAAAACCAAAUACCAACCCGGAUCCGAAAACCAAACCCGGUUCAGAUUCAUUCUUGAUCAAGAAAGAAAACCAAAAACCAAGGACGCGUUCCAACCAAGCAGCCAAGUACGAGGAGUGUCAGAAGAACCACGCGGCCUUAACCGGAGGACACGUGGUGGAUGGAUGCUGCGAGUUCAUGCCCGGAGGAGAAGAGGGCACUUCAGGUGCACUAAAAUGCGCAGCCUGCAAUUGCCACCGGAGUUUCCACCGGAAGGAAGUGUACGGACAUAGAAACAGUACACAAGAAGAGCUGAUAUCUCCGACGUUUUACCGUAGUGGCAACUCGUACAAGGCGAUCCAGCCACGUGGAGUGUAUCCGACGGGUGAGAUUGGACGGAGGACAUCAUCGUCGAGCGAGGAUAUGAAGAAGAUAUUGAACCAAAAUAGUGAUGGAAAAGGUUUGAUGAUGAUUACGAGGAAGAAGAAGAGGGUUAGGACAAAGAUUAAUGAAGGACAAAAGAAGAAGAUGAAGGAGUUUGCAGAGAGGCUAGGGUGGAGUAUUCAAAAGAAAGAUGAAGAAGAGAUUGAUAAGUUUUGUAGGACGGUGAAUCUGAGGAGACAGGUAUUCAAAGUGUGGAUGCAUAAUAACAAGCAAGCAAUGAAGAGGAAUGGUAACAUUUGUGAUCUGCAAAAUUAAUAAAUCCUGUUUUAUUUUUUGCAUUAAAAUUGCUUUGAAUAUGAAAUCGUGACUAGAUUAUAGGAUUGUAGGUGCAAAUCUUGAAACCAGAAGCGUCUACCUAUGCUAUGAUUUAUUGUCUCAAUGUGCUAUUUUCUUAAAAAUUAGUUCGUGUGUGUGGUUACAAUGAAUUGAUAAAGUUUGUACCUAAAA